UUGGUCUGGUUGCAGGCGCUUCUUUCAGACGCGGACUAAGCGGCUCGGGGUGUGCCGCGGCUUCAAGCAGCGGCUGAGGCGGAGGGAGACAUAUCACAGGACGAUGCGCUUUGGCUCUUCAGCUGGCAGGCUGCUUUGACGGAAUUGACCUUCUGUGUGAAGGGGUCUCUUUUCCGCCUUCUCCUUCCUACAUCGUCGUUCUCCAUCUCUCCUGGCUGACUGAGAAAGCAAACGCCGUUUGAACGACUGCAGAGACACCGACUGACUGCGCCAAAAUGGGGUACGGACGGUCGGACAGCUACCGUGUGGCAACCACACAAGACAAUGAUGAGAAGGAAUCUCCCAAAAAGAAAGGAGGGAAGGAUCUGGAUGACCUGAAGAAGGAAGUACCACUGACAGAACAUAAGAUGUCAAUUGAGGAAGUGUGCCGAAAAUACAACACUGACAUUGUACAGGGUCUGACUAACGCUAGGGCAGCCGAGUACCUGGCCCGGGACGGUCCAAAUGCGCUGACCCCUCCCCCCACCACCCCAGAGUGGGUGAAGUUCUGCCGGCAACUCUUCGGGGGUUUCUCCAUCCUACUGUGGAUUGGAGCCAUCCUGUGCUUCCUGGCCUAUGCCAUCCAGGCUGCCACCGAAGACGAGCCAGCCGGAGACAACUUGUACCUGGGUAUCGUGCUGUCUGCAGUGGUCAUCAUUACCGGCUGCUUCUCCUACUUUCAGGAAGCUAAAAGCUCAAAGAUCAUGGAGUCCUUUAAGAACAUGGUGCCCCAGCAAGCGUUGGUGAUCCGUGAGGGUGAGAAGCUACAGAUUAAUGCUGAGGAGGUGGUAGCUGGAGAUUUGGUGGAGGUGAAAGGAGGAGAUAGGAUCCCUGCUGACCUUAGGAUCAUCUCCGCUCAUGGCUGCAAGGUGGACAACUCCUCUCUGACUGGUGAGUCAGAGCCUCAGACCAGAUCACCUGACUGCACCCAUGAUAACCCCUUGGAAACCCGCAACAUUGCCUUUUUCUCGACCAACUGUGUUGAAGGUACGGCUCGUGGUAUUGUUGUGUGCACAGGAGACCGCACUGUCAUGGGCCGCAUCGCUACUUUGACCUCUGGCCUUGAGACUGGCAAAACACCUAUUGCCAAGGAGAUUGAGCACUUCAUCCACAUCAUCACUGGUGUGGCAGUCUUUCUGGGCGUCACCUUCUUCAUCCUGUCCAUCAUCCUGGGCUACAGCUGGCUAGAGGCUGUCAUCUUCCUGAUUGGCAUUAUUGUGGCAAAUGUGCCUGAAGGUCUGCUGGCUACCGUCACUGUGUGUCUGACCCUUACAGCUAAGCGCAUGGCUCGUAAGAACUGUCUGGUGAAGAACCUUGAGGCUGUAGAGACUCUGGGUUCUACCUCCACCAUCUGCUCUGACAAGACUGGCACUCUAACGCAGAACCGUAUGACUGUCGCCCACAUGUGGUUUGACAAUCAAAUCCAUGAGGCAGACACCACUGAGGACCAGUCUGGGACAUCUUUUGAUAAGACAUCAGUGACAUGGGUAUCACUAGCCCGUGUGGCAGCGCUCUGUAAUAGAGCAGUGUUUAAGGCAGGGCAGGAAUCUCUACCAAUCCUGAAGCGAGAUGUGGCUGGUGAUGCCUCUGAGUCAGCCCUGCUGAAGUGUAUUGAGCUCUCAUGUGGCUCAGUCAAAGCCAUGAGGGACAAGAAUAAGAAGGUGGCAGAGAUUCCCUUCAACUCCACCAAUAAGUAUCAGCUUUCAGUUCAUGAGACUGAAGAGCCCAGUGAUAACCACUACCUGCUGGUGAUGAAGGGGGCACCAGAACGUAUACUUGACCGCUGCUCCACCAUCAUGGUGCAGGGCAAGGAACAGCCCAUGGAUGAGGAGAUGAAGGAGGCUUUCCAGAAUGCUUACCUGGAGCUGGGAGGACUGGGAGAGAGAGUGUUGGGUUUCUGCCAUUUGUUUUUGCCUGAGGACCAGUACCCCAAAGGCUUUGCCUUUGAUACAGAUGAUGUCAACUUCCAAACAGAUAACCUCUGCUUUAUUGGGCUGAUGUCCAUGAUUGACCCACCCCGCGCUGCAGUACCUGAUGCUGUGGGCAAAUGCCGUUCAGCUGGCAUUAAGGUCAUCAUGGUGACAGGUGACCACCCAAUCACAGCCAAGGCCAUUGCCAAGGGGGUGGGCAUCAUCUCUGAGGGCAAUGAGACAGUAGAGGAUAUCGCUGCUCGUCUUAAUAUCCCUGUUAGCCAGGUUAACCCCAGGGACGCCAAAGCUUGUGUAAUACAUGGCUCAGAUCUUAAGGAUAUGAGCCAGGAGCAGAUGGACGAUGUGCUGAAGAACCACACAGAGAUUGUCUUUGCCCGAACCUCACCACAGCAGAAGCUCAUCAUUGUAGAGGGCUGCCAGAGACAGGGUGCCAUUGUGGCUGUGACUGGUGAUGGUGUGAACGAUUCACCAGCUCUAAAGAAGGCCGAUAUUGGUGUUGCCAUGGGAAUCUCUGGCUCAGAUGUUUCCAAGCAGGCAGCUGACAUGAUCCUUCUGGAUGACAACUUUGCCUCUAUCGUCACUGGAGUGGAAGAAGGGCGUCUGAUUUUUGACAACCUGAAGAAAUCUAUUGCCUACACCCUGACCAGCAACAUCCCUGAAAUCACUCCCUUCCUGUUCUUCAUCAUGGUCAACAUUCCUCUUCCCCUUGGAACCAUUACCAUUCUCUGCAUCGACCUGGGUACUGACAUGGUGCCUGCUAUCUCCUUGGCUUAUGAAGCAGCAGAGAGUGACAUCAUGAAGCGUCAGCCUCGUAACCCUCUGAGGGACAAACUGGUCAAUGAGCGUCUCAUCAGCAUUGCUUAUGGACAGAUCGGUAUGAUUCAGGCUCUGGGAGGCUUCUUUGCCUACUUUGUGAUCAUGGCUGAGAAUGGGUUUCUGCCCUCAGUCUUGGUGGGGAUCCGACUCAACUGGGACGACCGCUCAAACAAUGAUCUGGAGGACAGUUAUGGCCAGCAGUGGACCUAUGAGCAGAGGAAGAUUGUGGAGUUCACCUGUCACACAGCCUUCUUUGUAAGCAUUGUGGUGGUGCAGUGGGCUGACGUCAUCAUUUGCAAGACCAGACGCAACUCUGUGUUCCAGCAGGGCAUGAAAAAUAAGAUCCUGAUCUUUGGUCUAUUUGAGGAAACAGCUCUGGCUGCCUUCCUCUCUUAUUGCCCAGGCAUGGAUGUGGCUCUUAGGAUGUACCCACUCAAGCCCAGCUGGUGGUUCUGUGCAUUCCCAUACAGUUUCCUAAUCUUUGUUUAUGAUGAGAUCCGAAAACUCAUCCUGCGCCGCAAUCCUGGAGGUUGGGUUGAAAAGGAAACCUACUAUUAAAUUAUCAGUUCAUUCUUUACUCUUCAUUCAGUCCCUGUUUCCUGCACUUCCCAUCCCUGUCUCUCUUCUGUCUCUCUCUCCCUCCUUCACCUUCUUCUUAUUCCCUCUCAUUCUAUACAACUAUAAGAUAACCCACAAAAAGGAGCAUCUUUCCCCAUGAUACAUUCCUUCAUCAAAAUCUAAAAUGAAUCAAACAGAAAAUGUCAAGAGGAUGCGAGGACCAACCGCGGAGGAGUCCACCCUCCUUUCUCUCCAACUGCCUUUUUUUUAUCUUUUCUGACCCAAAGACUACAGCUUAGUCUGCCAAUAUCUUUAUUGUGCUGGUUAUCAAGAUUGUUCAAUACACUGCCAAUAUUGUAAUGGACACUAAUGUCACUUAACGAAGCUGUAGCUAGCAGCUGCACUUAAAUUCAGUCGCUACCAACAAGGACACCAAGCUUGCUGUGAACACACUGCCACUUUGGUUCUCUCCCUCAGAGUCAUUGUUUGCCAUUCCCUGUCUUUUCACUCCUCUUCCUCUGUCUAUCUGUAGUGCUCCUCUCGGUGUGUAAAGAGUAUUGUAAAGGAUUGAUGCUACAGCUCUGCCAUUCACAGUCAACUCACUCUCCCCCUUUACAGGGAAAAAAAGGAAUAAGAUCCACUUAUCUCUAGUCCCUUUCUCUCCCUUCAUUACACCUGCAUUCCUGUCUCUCUCUCUCUCUCUCUUUCUGUCUCUCUAUCUCUCUCUCUCGUCUCCUAUUUCUGGUACUGUGUUUUUUGUUUGUUUUUUGAUAGACAAUACAGUGUUUUUUUUUUUUUAAGACAACAAUUGUUAAAAUUAUUUGACAUGUUUCAUUUUUAUGACUGGGUCUGAGAGCUGCUUGGUUUCAUGUUUUCCUUUUUUAUUCUGACAUGACAAAGCACACUGCCACUGUCACUAUCUCUUUCUUGUGCUCUCAUUCCUUAUUUCCCUCCUUUUUCUCCUGCACUGCCCUCUCCUCCCUCCUCCCUAUUUCCCCAUUUCUGUCCGUCUGUCUGUCCGUCUGUUUGUGAAUUCCGUGAACAAACCUUCUUCCCUUAUCCUGCACCUCUUCCUCUUCUCCUCCCUCUUCCCCUGUUCAGAAAAAGAAAAUACAAUCUUUCUGUGUCCUAGGAAAAAGAGAUUUCUCUCUGAUUUCAUUAUUUAAAUAAGUGAGGAAAAUAGAAAAAAAACAGAAUAAGGUGAUGUACCUUACGUGCGAAACAGCAGCAAGAAAAUGAAAUAAAAAAGAAGGAUCUCUUUUUUCA
Messenger RNA from Pygocentrus nattereri (red-bellied piranha), 4610 nucleotides. It is a transcript of the gene atp1a3a, whose product is annotated as ATPase Na+/K+ transporting subunit alpha 3a. The record is from RefSeq and is a predicted model, not a curated record. Gene Ontology annotation, molecular function: ATP hydrolysis activity; P-type sodium:potassium-exchanging transporter activity; ATP binding. Gene Ontology annotation, cellular component: membrane. The coding region runs from base 276 to 3344 and encodes 1022 amino acids. The transcript is spliced from 22 exons. NCBI's taxonomy places the organism in Eukaryota, Metazoa, Chordata, Actinopteri, Characiformes, Serrasalmidae. Gene Ontology annotation, biological process: proton transmembrane transport; intracellular potassium ion homeostasis; potassium ion import across plasma membrane.